Molecule: messenger RNA, 5865 nt
Organism: Heterocephalus glaber (naked mole-rat)
Lineage: Eukaryota; Metazoa; Chordata; Mammalia; Rodentia; Bathyergidae
Gene: Usp36
Product: ubiquitin specific peptidase 36
Biological process (GO): regulation of apoptotic process; protein deubiquitination
Cellular component (GO): cytosol; nucleus
Molecular function (GO): cysteine-type deubiquitinase activity
Source: RefSeq, a predicted model, not a curated record
GUCCUGUAGGCCCGGAUGGUGCGCGUGAGAGCCUGGGCCGAGAAGACGCCAGCAUUGCGCUGACCUGCUGCGGGCCGUUCAAGUCUGUCGAGGCUGGGCUUUGGCCGGGUGCCGCCACCCAUUCUGGACACUGCUCUUAGGCUUUGGGGAUUGAAAAGGCCAGAGUCCAGGAGCAGGUGAAUUCCAGGGCCCAGAGGAGCAAAUCAGCUUCUCCCUUAAGAACUUGAUUCCUUGCUUCAAGGGGAAGUAGCAGGCCACGUUUGCAUGCCCCAGGCAUGCACAAUGCCGAUAGUUGAUAAGUUGAAGGAGGCCCUGAAGCCUGGCCGAAAGGACUCAGCCAAGGAUGGGGAGCUGAGAAAGCUCUUGGCUGCCUCGGCCAAGAAAGUCCUCUUACAGAAGAUUGAGUUCGAGCCGGCCAGCAAGAGCUUCUCCUACCAGCUGGAGUCCUUGAAGAGCAAAUACGUGUUGCUGAACCCCAAGACGGAGGGAGCCAGCCACCCUAAGAGUGGAGAUGAGCCACAGGCCAAGAGACAGGGUACAGGCAGUGAGCGCUUGUCUGGAAGCAGCAAUGAUGGUGUCCCAGCGCCGCAGAAAGUGCUCUUCCCUACAGAGCACUUGUCUUUGAGGUGGGAGCGCAUUUUCCGAGUUGGCGCAGGGCUGCACAACCUGGGCAACACCUGUUUCUUGAAUGCCACAGUACAGUGCCUGACAUACACACCGCCUCUGGCCAACUACCUGCUGUCCCGGGAGCACUCUAGGAGCUGUCACCAGGGAAGCUUCUGCAUGCUGUGCGUCAUGCAGAACCACAUCGUUCAGGCCUUUGCCAACAGUGGUAAUGCUAUCAAGCCCAUCUCCUUCAUCCGCGACCUGAAAAAGAUUGCGCGGCACUUCCGCUUUGGGAACCAAGAGGAUGCACACGAGUUUCUCCGGUACACCAUCGACGCCAUGCAGAAGGCCUGCCUGAGUGGCUAUGCCAAGCUGGAUCGUCAGACACAGGCAACCACCUUGGUGCAUCAGAUUUUUGGAGGCUAUCUCAGAUCACGAGUGAAGUGCUCCGUGUGCAAGAGCGUCUCAGACACCUACGACCCCUACCUGGAUGUGGCGCUAGAGAUUCGGCAAGCUGCAAAUAUUGUGCGCGCUCUGGAACUUUUUGUGAAACCAGAUGUCCUGAGUGGUGAGAAUGCCUAUAUGUGUGCCAAAUGCAAGAAGAAGGUUCCAGCCAGCAAGCGCUUCACCAUCCACAGAACAUCCAAUGUCUUAACCCUGUCUCUCAAGCGCUUUGCCAACUUCAGUGGGGGGAAGAUCACCAAGGAUGUAGGCUACCCAGAAUUCCUGAACAUCCGUCCAUAUAUGUCCCAGAGUAAUGGCGACCCUGUCAUGUACGGACUCUAUGCUGUGCUGGUCCACUCAGGCUACAGCUGCCAUGCUGGGCACUACUACUGCUAUGUGAAGGCAAGCAACGGACAGUGGUACCAGAUGAACGACUCCCUGGUUCACUCCAGCAAUGUCAAGGUGGUUCUGAAUCAGCAGGCCUACGUACUCUUCUACCUUCGAAUUCCAAGCUCUAAGAAGAGUCCAGAGGGCCCCAUCUCCAGGGGAGGCUCUACCCUUCCCAGCCAUCCAAGUAUGAUUCCAGAUCACACCAAGAAGAAUGCUGGCAACGGGGUCACUUCUUCCCCCCCAGCUGCAAAGCCCCAAGGCGCUGUGCCCAUGAGGAAGCCCCAGACCCCUGAGGAGAUGGGUGUGCCUGUCUCGAGGAAUGGCUCCAUGCCAGGCCCAAAGCUACAGAACGGAUGUGUGCCUGCAAGGUCACCCUUGGGGUCCCCUCCCCUCAGACUCUCCCACACACCAACGCCCAUGCCGACCCUCCUGGAUGAGAAUGGGAAGAAAGUGAAGAAGCAGGUCCCCUUGCAGCUCUGCUCCCUGUCCCUCCGAACUUCUCAGGGCUCGCCCAGUACCAGCGAACCUGGGAGCCGGCGGCAGAGCUCCUGGGACACCAGGGACACUGUCCCCUCUACCUCACUAAAGCUCCUGGCUGAGGCCACUGCCAGUGGGCAUGGGCUGAAGGGGGAAGGCAAGAACGCAGACCUCGAGAAGGGGACUUCUGGCAGCUCCAGCCCGGAAAACUCUUCCAGCCGCAGCCCUAAGGUCCCACAGGCCCCCAAGGGCGGAGCUGCCCAGGUCUGUGAUUCUCAGGGAACAAACUGCCCCACCGCCGGUCACUCCAAAGCGCUGCCGAACGGAUUGGAUUCUAAGAUGGUGAAGCUCAAGGCCCCUGUCCUGGGCAGCACUGCCAUUGAGCCCGUGAGCCUCAUGUCUCCUCCACCAGCCAAGAAACUGGCCCUGUCUGCCAAGAAGGCCAGCACCCUGCGGAGGGCGACCGGCAAUGACCUCCGUUCACCUCCCCCCUCACCACUCUCCGACCUCACGUGCCCCAUGACAGCCACUCACCCCGUUGUUGCCUCCACUUGGCCUGUCAGUAAAUCCAGGGCUGUGUCACCUGCUCCCCGAUCAUCCAGCUGUCCCAAGUCUCCUGUCAGCACCCCCUCUGCAUCACUGUCCAGUAGUAACCCUUGUCCCCCACAGAGCUGCUCCUCUACCUGGACUGCCCUGCCUCAGGUCAAUGGGGACUUGAUGUCCCCUUCACACCAGCUGCUGCUGCUAGAGGCCAGCGAGGCCCCUCGGAGCCCCUCCAGGAAGAGGAACGGGAGCCAUGUGGGAGAGCCUCAGAUGCGUGGCUCAGAAGCAUGUAUCCCGCAGCUCCUUGGGGGGGCAGCUGCAGCGCCUCGCAAGAAGAGGAAGAGGAAGAGGAGGAAGGGCCCAGAGGGCAUGGCCAUGGCCAUUCCUCAGGAGCAGAUGCAGAGGCCACCUUGGAGCCCUGAGAACAAGAAGAAGGGACAGGCGGAGCUGCCAGCUCAUCCACAGGUGGAGGAAGGCACACAGCCCCAGGUGGAUCACAUUCUGGAUAGCCAACAUGUGAGCAACAGAAAGAGGAAGAGAAAGGGAGCAGAGGGACUCUGUGAAGAAGUCGGCCUUCUCCAGGGCCCACCUUGGCAUAGCUGCAUCUCCACGGACCACGGAGAACCUGAGACCAGGGCAGAGUCUCCAAGGAAAAAGAAAAGGAAGAAAAGAAAGCCUGAGACACAGCAAGAGGAGGAAGAGAACAAGCAUCCAGAAGACCCAAGGAGCACAAAGCGCAGUGUCACCACAGGCCUAGAGUUGAGCGUGAACAGCCAGCUUGCUGGGGACCGCCCAGGGCUUGGACAGCCUCCUCUUGGACUGUGGAACAGGGACCAAGACUCUGAUGUGGUCCAGGAGUUGCUCAAGUACUCAUCAGACAAGGCUUAUGGGAGACAAGUUCUGACGUGGGAUGGCGAGCCAUCUGCGGUCAGUCGGGAUGCCAUCGAGGACAGCAGGCUGGCCCGGACCCGCACUGUGGUUGAUGAUUGGGAUGAAGAGUUUGACCGCGGCAAGGAAAAGAAAAUGAAAAAGUUCAAGAGAGAGAAGAAGAGAAACUUCAAUGCCUUCCAAAAGCUUCAGAGUAGACGGAACUUUUGGUCUGCAACUCAUCCAGCUAAGGCCACCAGCCUCAGCUCCCGCCGGUGAACUCGGUGUCAGAACAGAAGGACCAGUGUGCCUGUCCCACAGCCUCCUGGGGCCGUCGUUUCCUGGGAACCAUUUGUUGAUCUGAGGAGUGCCUUGUGCAGACUCGGCUGCCCUGUCGCCCCUGGGGCUCUGCCGUGAGCCUGCCAUGUAGGGGACUUCGACAUCACUGCAGACAACCUGAUGUGGGGGCCUUGGGGACAUUCACGACGAGCCCCACAGGAAACCUCAGCUGGUGGUGUGGACCAGAGCUGACAGCAACCCACAGGACAUUUGGAAGGGCCCAGCAUCCUUGUGGUCAUAUGCAUCUGCUCCUGUCUGAGACUGACAGGAGGGAUGGGACCAUGCACCUCCCAGUGCAUCCCGUGCCCAGGAUGAUAGGCUUGCAGUUGGAGGCUCUUCCCGGCGAGCCACCCCUUCCUCUCGAGGCGGGCCCUGUCCUGUCCUGCACCUCGCCCUUCUCGUUCCCUUAGUGAGGCUUGUGUCUGUGUGCCUUACUAUCCGUCUUGGAAAGGGAAGAGCUGUUGCUCACCUGCCCUACUGCUUCUGCCUUUCCUGGAGUGGCAGGUAGAGCUUCCAGUGCAUCUCCAGGGAGCAAAGGCUGUUUGGGAUGGGGGAACCCUUGAAUUAUGUGCCAAUGCGUCUGCUUCUCAGGCUGCUCUCUGUUCCAGGGUGACUUUGCCAUAGCUUCCCUUGCAGCUGCAAUAACCAUGGAUCUCUGUGGAGGUGGUGGUGUAGGGGAUGAAUUCUCCGUUAUUUUACUACUUAAUAUAGAGCAUUUAUUUUUGACCAGGCCUUUGGCUUCCCAGCAGCAAUAUAUUCCCCUAAUAUGCAAAUGCUGGCUUUGUUUGCUCAAUUUUGUGAGUGCUUUUGAAUCUAGAUGAUUGUAUGACUCAAGAAGAUCCCUUUUUUAUCUUGCUCAAGCUGUGCCUGCAGAUUGAUAAUUUAAUAAACACGGGACUCCUCAGUAAAAGUGUUGUCUCCAAGGAAAAGAUGACACUCCUCAGUAGAAGAUGUAGCAGUACAUCAGAGGGUCCUUCCUCAGGAUGCGUCCCCUCAUCUCCCCUGAGCAUGCUGGCAAUCAACCUGGCUCCCUGGCUUCUCUGCUGCCUUUGUCAGUGCCACCUUUUUUUUUUCUUGGUACCAGAGAUCAAACUCGGGACUUUGUGCUUGUGGGGCAGGAGGUGAAACCACUGAGCUAAAUCUCCAGCCCCACCCUUUCUCGUUUGUUCUGCUGUCCGCUUAGGUCCUCGUUCAGUCCUUGAGGAAUUGCUGUAUUCAUAUGGUGAGGGACAUUUGAGUUUUCAUGGCUGUGGUUCCUUUAGAUUUUCCUCACUUUGUAUUUCGCUUUAGGGAAAUGUGGGAGGGAAUAGUGACACCAUGGCUCCAUCACUUCUCAUCCCAGCUGAGAGUGGAUGGCAGCUUUGAAUGCUGCUCAGGACGGACCUGGCAUUAGUGCUGUGGCUUCAUAUCUGCCAUCUCGGGAGGGAGGCUGCCACUUCUGUGGGCAGGGCUGGCUUCUGCACUAGAAGAAGCAUUAACUUCUGCAUUGACUCCUUCCCUGGCCGUAUUUGUUCCAUGAUGCUCUGUUGUUGAAAAUGUAACUUGUCUGCUAGCACAGACUCAAUCUCCUUUCUGUUUCUCUCCCCCCUCCUCUAAGUUGGCCUCAUCUUUUCUCCACUAGACUGAAUAUUGUAGGACCUUUUCCCGGGGAUAGUAUCUCCACAUUCUCUAUGGCAGUGGUGAGCCCUGGCCUAGUUUCCUACAAUGUUUUUUUCCCCCCAGCACCAGGAAUUGGACUCAGGACCUUGUACUUGCCAGGCAGGCGCCGUGCCACUGAGCUACAUCCCUGGCCCCCUACAGUGUUCAUCACUGUUUGGUAGAGGCAAGUCCUUUCCUUCUACAGAAAAGCAUCAGCCAGACAGGCUUGAGGAAAAGUGGACCCCUGAAAACCAUCCAAAUUGUAGGUGACAUGUACAUAUAUAAAUACAUAGAAAUACCUAAGUUUUAUAAUAGUCACUUGAUUGGGUUAGAACUUGGGAGUGGAGGCGGGAGGCCCACAUUCAGGGGCCGCCUCCCUAGUGUUCCCUGUCAUCUUGUGCACCCUUCAUCGUUAGGACUUGUUCUCACCCCAUGUCCUGGUUGUGUGGCUGCACCUAUAUGUGUAAGGGGUCCCCACCCUUUUCACUUCCUCUCUAGGGACCUUGGGAGCCCAGAUGUUCCAAGAUCUUGGUGCAAUAAAAUAAUGUGUCUUUGUGGGUC